ACACUUUCACAGGGACCAGAGCCAAAGCCAGGAGAUUUGAUAGAAUUUUAUCGCACAGGCUAUCGGCAUUGGGGUGUAUAUGUUGGAGAUGGAUAUGUUAUACAUUUAACAGGUGAGGAUACAUAUCGAGCGGGCUGCUCCAUUGCGUCUCCUGCACUUGAAGGAACAGCUGUGGUGAAAAAGGAAUGUUUGAAGAAUGUCGCCCGUGGAUGCAAGUAUAGAGUGAAUAACAAGUAUGACAGCAAAUUCUCCCCUUAUCCAGCUGGAAAAAUUGUUAGAGCGGCAUUAAAAGAAGAAGGGAAAACAAUGGCAUAUUCCCUCGAAAGCCAACUGUGA
This is a messenger RNA of Staurois parvus, 336 nucleotides long. NCBI's taxonomy places the organism in Eukaryota, Metazoa, Chordata, Amphibia, Anura, Ranidae. The record is from the annotation of a GenBank genome assembly.